CCUCUCCCCGCCACACUCUCCCCUCCUAUACAUCUCGACUCCCAUAAUAAUCUAGACGUCAUAACCACACCGUCAAAAUGUCGCAAACCCAUGCACUUUCCGACGACCAGGUCGCGGGCGAGCUCCGCAAGAUGACCGCCUUCAUCCGGCAAGAAGCGCUGGAGAAGGCCCGCGAGAUCCAGCUGAAAGCCGACGAGGAGUUCGCCAUCGAGAAGUCCAAGCUGGUCCGCCAGGAGACCGCCGCCAUCGACACCCUGUACGAGAAGAAGUUCAAGCAGGCCGCCAUGUCCCAGCAGAUCACCCGCUCCACCCUGGCCAACAAGACCCGGUUGCGUGUCCUCUCCGCCCGGCAGGAGCUGCUGGACGAGCUGUUCCAGCAGGCCCGGGAGCGCAUCUCCGGCGUCGCGGCCCAGGAUGCGGACAAGUACCAGACCGUGCUGAAGGGGCUGAUUCUGGAGGGUUUGUAUGCGCUGAACGAGGACAAGGUGGGUGUGGAGGCGCGCAAGGAGGACUUUGAUGCCGUCAAGAAGGCGAUUGAGGAGGCCGAGAAGGAGUUCAAGGAGGUCGUGGGUAAGGACGUCACGGUUGAGUUGGACGAGGAGGAGCCGUUGCCUGAGGGAUUGGCCGGUGGUGUCGUCGUGCUGGGUUGCCAGGGCAAGAUCGAGAUCAACAACACCUUUGAGGAGCGUCUGCGGCUGCUGGAGAUCGAAGCUCUCCCCGCCGUUAGGGAAACGCUAUUCGGAAAGAACGUCAACCGGAGAUUCUACGACUAAAUUCAAGAUAACGCGCGCCCUGUGAUUCCCUUUGCACCGCCAUUUUCCUCUUUUCUUUGCUGCGGCUCUUGUAUUUAUCUAUUGACUGCUCCUUUGUUCUGAUUUUACCCGCGGAGAACAGCAUAGCCUUGUAUACAGUUACAGUUAUUCCUCUGGUAUCUUAUCCGUAUUCCAAUUCACGCCAAACGACGGUAUUCGAUUUCGUAUGCGUUAGUCAAUGA
This is a messenger RNA of Aspergillus steynii IBT 23096, 994 nucleotides long. RefSeq names its product H(+)-transporting V1 sector ATPase subunit E. The coding region runs from base 78 to 773 and encodes 231 amino acids. Gene Ontology annotation, cellular component: proton-transporting two-sector ATPase complex, catalytic domain. Gene Ontology annotation, molecular function: proton-transporting ATPase activity, rotational mechanism. The record is from RefSeq and is a predicted model, not a curated record. Gene Ontology annotation, biological process: proton transmembrane transport. The transcript has 3 exons. NCBI's taxonomy places the organism in Eukaryota, Fungi, Ascomycota, Eurotiomycetes, Eurotiales, Aspergillaceae.